Molecule: messenger RNA, 1596 nt
Organism: Gopherus flavomarginatus (Mexican gopher tortoise)
Lineage: Eukaryota; Metazoa; Chordata; Testudines; Testudinidae
Exons: 4
Coding region: 1-1041 (346 amino acids)
Source: RefSeq, a predicted model, not a curated record
AUGAACUGCAAAAGGCAGGCCACGUCAAGGGCUGUUGGUUCCUAUGUCAAUUUUACAGGUCUAUCAAAGCUGCCUCGCUGCAGGGAAGAGCCCUGCUGCCAGGCAGAGUCCCAAAGGUUUCUCCUCUCUCCAGAAUCCGGGGACGUGAAGGCCACUAUUGCCGUGCUCAGCUUCAUCCUCUCCAGUGCAGCCAAACACAGAGUAGACAGCGACUCUCUGUCCAGCGAGCUGCAACAGCUGGGGCUGCCCAAAGAACAUGCCACAGGAUUGUGCCGGUCCUACGAGGAGAAACAGAGCCCCCUGCAGGACAGCCUGAGGACACGCAGCCUGAGAUCCCCUUGUGCACCUGAAGUUUACUGUGCAAGAAGGGGACUGAGGCAUGACGGAGCCCUUUGCCAUGACCGUGUUGGCAGAGAAGUUCCCGGUCUUACUGGCAGAGCUGAGACAGGCGCACGCCAUGAUGAAAACUCUCAGCUGAGGAGCCGGGAGGAUGUCAGCGAGUGUGGAAGGAGCCGGCUGAUUGUGCUGCAACCCGUCAGAGAGUCUGGAGGGUGCGGUUCCUCCACUGGGGAAGCCCCUUGCUGCACACGGCUGCAGACACUGCCUGGGCAGAGGUUGGACUGGACUCUCUCCUCCCUUCUCAGACCCCUGCAGCUGAAACUGACGACUGCUCUUCCCACUCUUCCUGGCUACUGUCCCCCCGGUCUACCCUCCAGCUGUCUUGCUGUGAAGCCUCUUGCCCGCCCCUCCUCCAUCCUGCCCACAAGCCCUUGUGCUUCCAGGAGCCCCACUCCAGGAUCCAUCCCCAGAGCAAUGGUGGAUGGGAGCUUGGUGGCUUCUGCAUCUGCUAACGAGAUCUCCACCUCGAGACCAGCUUCAGCUCGGAGUUCCCAUAACAAAGGCGUCCAAACCCAUGGGCAGUGCCACUGUGUAACACACAUGCCUCCGGAGAACACCCAGGCCUGCCGGCUGGAGGCUGCUCUAACAGUGAGAGACCCUAACAUCCCCUGCCCAGCCCUUUGUGGGUGGCUCUGUUCCUGAACAGCUGCAGGGAGCUGAUCUGUCCUUUUGCUUCUGCCUGAAUUGUCUCCUGUGCCUACUCCAGGGCAGGCACUUGGGCUCCUAUGUCUCCUCUGGAGACUAGCGUGCAGCAGCCCACCAAAUGCUGUGGCUAGGCCAGCUCCACAUCACACACUGACUGAACUCCUGCAGCAAUCCAGGAUGCCUGUGGCUGGGGCGACUCUGCCAGUCGUACAUGAGAGGUUGGAAAGUUUCAUCAGCCGAAGCACGAUGGAGCAUUCGCUAGUCCCUUCUUGCUCCCCUGCUUCCCUCCCCUAAAAAGCACUUUGCCUCUGUUCUUUCCACUUCCUUUAAAGGAGCCCCCUCCCUGGGGGAUAAAUGCAGCUUUUCUUUCUUUCCUUCCCCCCAUGCUCCUAUCAUCUUUUCCAGGGCAGCUCCGUGCAUGGAAUAAAGAAUCAGCAGGAACGUGCAUCUGGGAAUCUCUCCUGCGUUUCCGGUUGGCCUUGGCACAUGAAGCCAGUUAUUUGGGAUGUUUCCUGUUUUGCCAGCGAGAUCCAAUAAAGCCACGUGGAGCAU